GGUAUAAAAGGAGGUGGGACGGCAGCUCAAGGUUUGCAGACGCUGACAGGAAGAAAGAGAGGGAGAGAGAGAAAGAGAGCACGCCACAGACCACACACUACAGCAACAGACUUGCUGCACUUCCCCUUGAAGAUGCUGAAUCCUCAAUGGAGCGGCGUUUUGGCCAUUCUGGGAGUUCUGCUCUUCCACUCAGUGGUAGGAGAUCAUGGACAUUGCUUGGAGAGUGGUCGGUGUAGGGACAUGGACACAGAAGCUGGCCUUUUGGAGUGCCUCAAGGCCUGCAGGCUGGAUCUCUCGGCUGAGUCACCAGUCUUUCCUGGCAACGGCCAUAUGCAGCCCCUGUCUGAGAAUAUUCGGAAGUAUGUCAUGAGCCAUUUCCGCUGGAAUAAGUUUGGCAAAAGUAAUAGCAGCGGCGGUGACUUAGGCCAUAAGCGAGAGGAGCUCUCCAGAGACCGCAUCCUAGACUUCUUCGCGUUUCCUUCGCAAGCUCAGAGCAAUUGGGAUGGAGAGAGUGAAGGCAACCAAGACCUGGAAAGGCAAGAAAGGAAGCGAUCGUACGCCAUGGAACACUUCAGGUGGGGGAAGCCUGUGGGCCAGAAGAGGCGACCUGUGAGGAUCUACCCAAAUGAAGUGGAGGAGGAAUCCUCAGAGAGCUAUCCCCAGGAGUUCAGACGAGAACUUGCCUUGGAAAUGGACUACCCAGAAUUCGACUCCCAGGAGGAAAAGAAGAGCUAUGAUUCAGUGAUGUCUGAAGAGAAGGAAGACCAGCCAGAAGAAGUGAAGAAAGACAGCUCCUUAUACAAGAUGCGUCACUUCCGGUGGAAUGCCCCGCCUAAGGACAAACGCUACGGUGGUUUUAUGACCUCAGAACGCAGCCAUACGCCCCUAGUGACACUUUUUAAGAAUGCCAUAAUCAAAACCGCCUACAAGAAAGGCCAAUAAGAGUCAGGAGUUACGGCGACCAAAAGCAAGGGAGCGGCUCUGGAUAGAUUUCUUUGGCACGCAUUUCAUUUAGAUAUCAUUGAUGAUGAUCACUUAUUUACGUUGUUCUAACUUGUUAUCAAUAAUAAUUAAGGAGCUUGUUGCUUACGAAAUAACUUUCAUUCUGGUUCUGAAUGUACAAAUAACUGAGCAGGGGGUGGGGGAGGUUUGGCAUAAUAAUGAAGCUUGCAUCCAUUGUGUAUGUGUAACAAAGUGGGAAGCUGAGUGAAAGGAAUAGCUGUCUUUCAGAAGGGCAGAGUAUUUUCAUAUUUUAAACCAGAUGUACAAUACUGUAAAUGAAAGGAUUAAAGAUAUAAUAUAAUAAUGAUGAUGAUAAUUACAACAAUACAUCUUUUGCAAACUAA
Sphaerodactylus townsendi is the source of this 1346-nucleotide messenger RNA. It is a transcript of the gene POMC, whose product is annotated as proopiomelanocortin. Gene Ontology annotation, molecular function: hormone activity. The record is from RefSeq and is a predicted model, not a curated record. NCBI's taxonomy places the organism in Eukaryota, Metazoa, Chordata, Lepidosauria, Squamata, Sphaerodactylidae. Gene Ontology annotation, cellular component: extracellular region. The transcript has 3 exons. Bases 133 to 942 code for a protein of 269 amino acids.